AUGAUUACGCCAGAACAGGUAAAUGAAUUUCGGGUACGAAAUUACAUCAAGGAUCGCAUGCAAAAAUACCGGAACAAGAGAAAGGAGGAACGCCAGAGGUUAUUAGAGGAGAGAAAGGCUAGGUGGAUAGAGAGACAAAAACGGCUGGGAGUCUACGUUGAACCUUCAGAAAGUGCAAGUACCUGUUCCGGAAGUAGCAUGUCGGGACUGACUGAGGAGGAGAGGCAGAUCAAACGAGAGACCAGGCGAAAAUUGCAUAAGCUCAUACCCUUAAAUACUGUUGUCGACGAACUGAAGAAAAAUUUGGAACUAGAAACGCACAUGCGCGGUGAUUUUUUGGAGACGAUACGAAUUAUACGAGGGAUAAAAAAGGAGGAUUUUUAUAGACAAGACACGCCUGAAAUAUACGAAGAAGAAGAGGAGGAAAAGGAGGAGGAGGACAAUGCAGAGAAGGAAGAGGAGGAACCACCUGUAGAGGAGGAGACUGUCAACGAGGAUGCUGAAACGCCAAGGAAGAAAACGAAUUAUAAAGAUACAAAGCCUCGAACGAGCAGUCGCUGGCCUAAAGGUCAUCGUCAUCAUACUAAGGCCGUGAAGUCGGACUGGUCCUUCCUCACCCAUUACUCGGACGCCGAGCUGACUGUGGAACUUGCCUACCUCCUCCCUGUGUAUAUGCGGGACGUCGAACGCUUUCGAAAGGCACGUGGGCAAAGGUGGACAUCAACAACCCCCUUUAAAACAAAACGGAUCCAAAGAAACCUAGAAUUUGAAAGUUGGAGAGAAGAAAUGAUGAGAAUUGCAUACGAUGAAGAAUUUGGCAGGGGGAAACCAAAAAUGUUUACAGCUGUGCCAUUACCAAAAAUUAAAGAAACAGCAAGUGUCGUGAAUACUUCCAGAUCCUCGCGUGUUACUCUUUUUGAUGCGACGGAAGGUGCUGAACUAGAUGACAACUGGAGUCCUCGAGGACCCAAUGCCAGUAGCCUUACAGGUCCUAAUACAUCACCUUAUCAGUAUAAUCCAAGACAGAAUUCAGUUCGACAGCAGGAACAAACGAAAAAGAUGUCUCGGAAUCGAAACAGCAUGUACAUCAAUCAACAUAAAAGCGUGUCGAAAAUUUACAGACCAGUUGGACGGAGAGUUUUAGUCAACAACACCAACAAAAUUGUCAAAACCACAGAUGGCAACACUCACAAACAACCCGGAAAUAGUUCAACAAGAAAGACCAAUGGAGUAGGUACAAAUACCAAGAGAAAGAGAAAUAAGUCAAAGGACAAUGAUUUAGGGUCAACGAGCGGACACAGUAGUCUGGGCGAUAACAGUGUAGGCAGCACCGUAUCGACGUCUGACCACAUCUCACAAAACAGUGAUCAGACAGAAGUCACUACCAUAACAGUUCACUUCAAUACUGACCACUCGGACACCCAGAAGUCAGGCCAGGUCAGAACAAGACUGAUCAAAAUCCCAAGCGGUGGUACGGAUCUAAACGAUCGAAAAUUCGUUUUACGUAUCAAUAGUCCAUUAAAUCGGGAUGGGAAGGUGACCAAGUUAUUCGACGACAUUCAGCAAUUCCGGGGUAAGCACCCGGAUGUUGAUCAAAUCAAGAUACAGCUCCGCAGUGACGAUGUAGAAGACAUUAAGUGGGUGUGUCAAUAUGUCGAGAAUCAGUCUCAGAGCAAAUACAAAGCCGAAGUAUAACAAUCACCAGUGAUACAAAGUCAGGAUAUAACAAUCACCAGUGAUACAAAGUCAGGAUAUAACAAUCACCAGUGAUACA
Messenger RNA from Pecten maximus, 1774 nucleotides. RefSeq lists its product as uncharacterized. The record is from RefSeq and is a predicted model, not a curated record. Lineage: Eukaryota; Metazoa; Mollusca; Bivalvia; Pectinida; Pectinidae. The transcript is spliced from 4 exons. The coding region runs from base 1 to 1695 and encodes 564 amino acids.